AUGGCUUUUCGUAAUCUAGGUGUCAAGUACCUGGAGGACAUUGUAAGAAUGAUGCGCGUCAGUCGCCGCGGAAGCCCUACCUUCGAAGCGGCUCUACAGUCCGCGAAGGACGUCAUCGCAGGCGUGAUCCGUGGUCUCACUCGCUCAGGCGAGGAAGACUCGGAGGAGGAGGAACUACAGCCCCAGGAGGACCUUACCCUGCCACCGAAGUUCAGCUUCCAGAUCAAUGCUGGUCAGAAAAAUGACAAAAAGCCCAUUUCGCGGGCGGGCUCGCUGCGAGAACAAAGACGGGCGCGGCUGGCAAAGAUGCAAGAGCAACAGAAGAAGCUCCAGCGCAUGCAACAGCAACGCCUCCUAAAAGAACAACAGCAACAGAUGCAGGGAGAAAAUACACCGUCACCGGGAGAUGGCAGGAGUCAGCCAGACGGCCAGGCCUCCAUCAACUCUGAUUGGAUAAAGUCGGGUCAGGAGGCACCAAAUACUGCCACGCCACAGGACGGCAGUUCCUCGGAAGGGAACAUCUACCUUCGAGUUCCAGAACCUGGCUUUAUGGCGGUACAGAACGAUAAGUUUGACGAGGAUGAGGAUGACGAAAUCUCUGAAGGCUCCUCCUACGUCGACCUCCCAAAUAUGGCUGAGGUCAAGAAUGAGUACGAGAUUCCAGCCUUCCCCCUGAUCAAAUUACUGGCGAAUCCUACACUGCUCUCAAAUCACUUUGACUACUAUGCGUCUACUGAGUCUCCUGCCCCACACGUGAACAGCAAACUCCAACAUCAGCAGAACCACCAUGCGCCACCUACUGAACCAUCCACUCACCUCGAAGAACCAGGAAUGCAACGCGGCGGUGUGGAUCAGACCGCGGCCCCUCUGUUGGAGGCGGUCACGGCGUUAGAGCCAGCUGGUGAAGGUUUCGUUUUCUCCUUUCGAGUUCCGCAGUGGUCCAUUCCUCUGUUUCCCCUGAACAAACCUGAGGACACCAAAAAACAGGACCAGCAAGAACAGCAGCAGCAGCAACAGACUCAUCCACCUGCGGAUCCGCCCGGAGCAACGGAACAAGUUUCCCGUUUCCCCUUCUCCGCCUUCACUAACCUUCUGCCAGGCAAAGGCGCCUACUUCUGCGACACCAGAGCCCGUGGGUGGCAUGCGAUGAACAACGAAUUCGCGCCACGCCAGCCCCUGUUCCUAACCCCGUUACCGGCCAGCUUUGCUCGAAAAGACCAGUGGAACAGCAUAGAGGGUGAAGUCGACCUAGCCUAUAUGCAGCGUUUAGUUUUAUUACUUUAA
Messenger RNA from Dibothriocephalus latus, 1284 nucleotides. The record is from the annotation of a GenBank genome assembly. NCBI's taxonomy places the organism in Eukaryota, Metazoa, Platyhelminthes, Cestoda, Diphyllobothriidea, Diphyllobothriidae.